Phytophthora infestans T30-4 is the source of this 309-nucleotide messenger RNA. RefSeq names its product glycoside hydrolase, putative. The coding region runs from base 1 to 309 and encodes 102 amino acids. The transcript has a single exon. Gene Ontology annotation, molecular function: cellulase activity. The record is from RefSeq and is a predicted model, not a curated record. Gene Ontology annotation, biological process: polysaccharide catabolic process. Lineage: Eukaryota; Oomycota; Peronosporomycetes; Peronosporales; Peronosporaceae.
AUGAUCUGGUUGGCCGCUUUCGGUGGUGCUGGUCCCAUCUCCAGCACAGGUAAGGCCAUCGCCACGGUGACCAUCGGCAGCUAUAACUUCAAGCUGUACAAGGGCCCGAAUGGUAGCACCACCGUCUUCUCCUUCGGCGCCACAAAGACCAUCACAAACUUCUCCGCUGAUCUGCUCGACUUCCUCACGAAGAAGCAGGCGUUCGCUUCCAGUCAGUACCUCACCACGUCGGAGGCUGGCACGGAGCCGUUCACGGGAUCAAACGCUAAGAUGACCGUGUCGUCGUACUCAGCCGCUGUCGAAUACUGA